Molecule: messenger RNA, 1098 nt
Organism: Caenorhabditis elegans
Lineage: Eukaryota; Metazoa; Nematoda; Chromadorea; Rhabditida; Rhabditidae
Gene: F31F6.1
Product: Protein kinase domain-containing protein
Exons: 3
Coding region: 1-1098 (365 amino acids)
Source: RefSeq, marked reviewed
AUGUCCAUUGAGCAAUCCUUCCAACACCUUGCCUGUGCACCAACUUCUCUCAACUUGAUUUGGUUCACAGUGCAAAUGGGCGAACUUGCGAAAAAAUUGCCGUUUAAGGAAGCGAAAACAGGAUUGAUCAAGUCAAUCGCACAUAUUUUGCACGAUGAGAAGUUUGAAAAGAUUCGCGGGGACGAAGCGAUGCUCAAUCUUUUCGAGAUGCUCGCCAAAUGCAGCACGAAAAUUGGUGGAGCUGAGGUUUACAAGCAAGCGUACGGAUUGGAUCUGUUUAAUUAUUACAAAGAAUUCUACUUCCAAUGGGCACACGAGUGUGGAAAGAUGAAAUCGGUCAGCCAAUUUCGAACGGUUUUCCACUUGGCUCGAUGCAAACUUGGCAACCGAAUGUCACCGACUUUGAUUGAAAAGGAUUUUGAGAAGAUUUUCCAACAGUACUUUGGCAUGCUGUCGAUGCAACGUGUUCUGGGACGUACAGGAACUCUCGACCAGCUUUUUGCCAAAUGCUCUUUUGAGGAAUUGAUGCCGGCUGAGAAUGUUAGAAGUCUUGGAACCCCUGUUGAACUUUCUGGCGGAAGCGUUACUGUGCUACCACACCGUAGAGUUCUCGAAGUGAUUCGCGAGACUAUGAGCUCUUCAGAUAUUCUGCCAAACAAGAGUGAGUCAUCAAUUCUGCUGGAUGGAUCCCCAUCAACCAUUUGGUCUGCCUGUCCCAAUGAUUCGCUGGAGUUGCUUCGCGCUCGUCGGUUGAAAAAAUGUGAAUUGCAGUCUACGGUCAAUGAUGUAGUGCUAUCCAAAUACACUGAAUCUUUCUCAAUGUCAGGACAACCCUUCAAUGACAGAAGCUCUGCAAAGUCCAAGGGAAUGUUUGCACAGAAUCUUGCAAUUUCUACAACCGUAGAUUCUCAAAAAGAUAUCCUUCACAGAGGAGCAGUUAGAGGAAACAGCGUGCUCGAAGCAUCUACAUGCUCAACUCCAAAGGAAGAGAUUUCAUUUGUUGACGUUUCCACCUACAUGAAGAACCAGCAGCACCAAGAUUCUGCCACAAUGCCCAACGCGGUAUGUAAUUUUAUCGAUUUUACUUACUUACUUUGA